Molecule: messenger RNA, 363 nt
Organism: Strongylus vulgaris
Lineage: Eukaryota; Metazoa; Nematoda; Chromadorea; Rhabditida; Strongylidae
Source: the annotation of a GenBank genome assembly
AUGUCACCGAACACAGGGCUUAACGGUCUUAAAAUCCCUAAAAUUAUUUUCUUAUUUCAACUUUACCGUAAUCUUCUCGAGGGCCAUGCCAGGACGUCUAUCAAAGCUGUAAACGAUGGCGAGAAGAAGAUAGAUGCUCAUGGACAAGACCAAUUUCGCCAUUUUUCACAGAUAAUUGUGCAUUUUCCUGCGGAUUCUGUAGGAGCAAUGGGCAAAGUGGGUUCACAAAUUAUUUCUCAGCUUCUUAUCCCAGUAUACGAAAAACCAAGUAUUUGGUUGUUUGAAUUGUUGAAUUCUCAAGAAAUACGUUUGAUUGACUCGAAUAGCCGAGUACUUAAAAAACGCAUCCAUUCGAUUAUUUGA